GAAGAGUCAAGAUUAGAACCCAAGGUCACCCAGGAACGGAGCCCACUGCCCCAAGGGAACGCCGAGAACUGCAGCCCCAAACGGAGCGGGGCCGCGAUUUCAGAUUGUACCCUGUUUCCCGAUCCAUUGCGGAUGUUCAAUGAUCCAUGUCGGAAGUACUUCCAGUCGAAUCCGUCGUGGCCUCGUUGCCGGGGUUUAUGGCCAGCAGCGGCCCCACAGAUGUGGCAAAUCGAAAUAGUUUGGCUUCACCUCCGAAUACCCUCAGUCUUCGCACCUCCCAUAAUGAGCAGCUGAAUGCCGAAAUCAAGCACCCGCAGACCAAGAACACCACCCCCCCUAAAUGCAGGAAAAAAUAUGCACUAACUAAUAUCCAGUCAGCCAUGGGCCUCUCGGAUCCAGCUGCGCAGCCCCUCCUGGGUAACCACUCCGCCAACAUCAAGCUGGUGAAGAAUGGCGAGAACCAGCUCAGGAAAGCCGCCGAACAGGGCCAGCAGGAUCCUAACAAGAACAUUUCCCCCGCUGCUGUCGUGAACCAAACUUCUGAGAAGUUAGAGAGUAAAGAGUCAAACUCCCAGAACUCCUCAGACUGCGAAAUAUUACCAUCCCAGGCCAGAAGAACCAAGAGCUUCCUAAAUUACUAUGCAGAUCUGGAAACGUCGGCUCGAGAAUUUGAAGAAGGUCAAGGGCACGGUCAGAUGGCGAACGAGAGCCACGCCUCCACCGUCAUUGGCGAUGAGGCGCUGCUCCCCCAGACGCCGAGGAAGAACCAGCCGAGUCCGGAGGAUGGCUUAGUAGCCGCGGGGUCGGCCAGUCCGGAGACCAAAAAGGACCAUCCUAAAACGGGGGCCAAGACUGACUGUGCUCUCCAUCGGAUUCAACACUUGGCGCCAAGCGAUGAGGAGUCCAGCUGGACAACUCUUUCCCAAGACAGUGCCUCCAAUUCCCCAGAUGAAGCAGCAGACAAAUGGAGUCAUCACUCGUUUCAGACUGACUCGGAUUUGCCACCGGGCUGGAAGAGGAUCAGCGAUAUUGCCGGCUUCUACUACUGGCACAUCCCAACAGGAACAACGCAGUGGGAGCGUCCCGACUGUAUCGCGGCGGGACUUCAGGGCUCCAGGAAGGGAUCGCUUAGUUCGGCAACUCCGUCUCCCACACCGGAGAAUGAGAAACAGCCAUGGAGUGAUUUUGCUGUUCUGAAUGGGGGAAAGAUUAAUAGUGACAUUUGGAAGGAUCUGCAUGCAGCCACCGUCAACCCUGACCCUAGUUUAAAAGAAUUCGAAGGAGCAACGUUACGUUACGCUUCUUUGAAACUCAGAAAUGCACCUCAAGUUGAUGAUGAUGACUCUUCUAGUAUCAACAGUGAUCCAGAAGCCAAGUGCUUCGCCGUGCGCCCUCUGGGAUGGGUUGAAAUGGCAGAAGAAGAUCUCGCCCCCGGUAAAAGCAGCGUUGCCGUCAACAAUUGCAUCAGACAGCUUUCAUACUGCAAAAAUGAUAUCCGGGACACCGUGGGCCUCUGGGGUGAGGGAAAAGACAUGUACCUGAUCCUGGAGAACGACCUGCUUACUCUGGUUGAUCCAGUGGCUCACAGCGUCCUUCACACUCAGCCCAUCGUGAGCAUCCGCGUCUGGGGAGUGGGCCGCGACAAUGGCCGAGAGAGAGAUUUUGCUUAUGUAGCAAGAGAUAAAGACACAAGGAUUUUGAAAUGUCAUGUGUUUCGAUGUGACACCCCAGCUAAAGCCAUCGCCACCAACCUCCAUGCCAUCUGCUCUAAGAUUAUGGCUGAAAGGAAGAAUGCUAAAUCCCUGGCUUGCAAUUCAUUUCAAGAACAGACCCAUGUGAACCUUGACAUUCCUUUGCAAGUGGAUUUCCCAACACCAAAGUCCGAAUUGGUACAGAAGUUCCACGUUCAAUACCUGGGCAUGUUACCUGUAGAAAAACCAGUAGGUAUGGACACCUUGAACAAUGCCAUAGAGAGUCUCCUGACUUCAUCGACCCAGGCCGACUGGCUCCCAGUAACCAUGAAUGUUGCUGAUGCCACCGUGACGGUCAUCAGCGAAAAAGAUGAAGAGGAGAUUCUGGUCGAGUGUCGCGUCCGGUUCCUGUCCUUCAUGGGGGUUGGCAAGGACAUCCAUGCGUUCGCCUUUAUCAUGGACACAGGGAACCAACAUUUUGAGUGCCACAUUUUCUGGUGUGAGCCGAAUGCUGGCCACGUGUCCGAAGCUGUGCAGGCUGCUUGUAUGCUCCGGUACCAGAAAUGUUUGGUAGCCAGACCUCCUUCGCAGAAAGUUCAACCUCCUCCUCCUCCUCCAGAAGACUCAGUGACCAGAAGAGUCACAACCAAUGUAAAAAGGGGAGUCCUAUCCCUCUUUGACACUUUGAAACAGAAACGUCCUGUCCCUGAAAUGCCAUAGCUGCAUUUGUUAGUAAUUCUUGGAGCCCUCAAUAGAAGAUUUCGAAGCUACGCUCGAGAAAAUGACCGCUACCCCUCCUUCGGAGAAUCUGUCCCAAUCCAGAGUGCAACAAGCAUGUCCUCUCCUUGUUACCAUUGUGUGAGAUGAAAGGAAGCAUGAAUUGGGUUGUUGGGUAUUUUGCAUUCAGUGGAGGUACAUCCUGAAUAGUCUGUUUCCCUUUGUUUCUUUUUUUUAAAUACACCUGAGUAAAAUGUUCCCAUAAUGUGUACACACAGACAGAUGGCUAGGCAGUGAACUGAUGCUAAGUCCUGAGAGAAUGAUUUCUGAGCUCUUUAUUUUCACCAGCUUCUCGAGCAGGUAAGAUUUAUCCCAGACCACCUUCGCACCUCCGAAAAACCCUGUUUCCAAUCCUGGAGUAGCUACUUGUGUUUUCAUUAAUAGUGAAUGACCGUUGUGUCGGACUUCAGCUUUUACUUUUGAACCACCGCUCAUGCUUUUGAACUACCCCGAUCAGUUUAUAUCUAUUACUUCGCUGUAUCGGGACAAUAGGGAAAAAUUGAAAUUUGAAGAUUGUCGAUAAAUGGCAAACAAAUCACAGAUUGUCUGCUGUGAAUAGGUAGUGGUUCGUACGCCUGGAAGCAGGGGAUUGGACCAGAUGAUCUUUCCAGGUCCCUUGCAGCUCUGGGGCGGGAGAGGGGCUGUCAGUAAAAUACAUUGAAGCCUAUUUAUCGUAGACAAAUAAUUCCACCAAACGGUGACCAAACAAAAAUCUCAAGAAUGUGGGUUCUCAGCCUCAGAUGUCAUGCAAUUGGAGGGAUGUAACCCAAAGCUUUGCCUUACUUUAUACCAUGCAGCUAGAAAAUUGGCUAUUUUAUUGGACCGCUCGCUUCAGAAUCAGAUUGAAAGAGAACCCGACACUCGCUCGGAUCCUUACAGUUACUACUGCUCUAAUAUGCAAGUUGGGGUGGGAAAAAUAGCCAUCGCACUUUUGUAGACCAAACGUAACUAAGACUUAAGCACAUAUGAAAUUUACCUUUGUUAAACACCUCUUAGUGGCUUGAAAUGUGUUGACUCUUUUGAUGUUCUGUUGGGAUUUGUUGUGCAGUUUGGAUACUCAAAACAUUCCUGGCAAUUGUUUCAAGUCCUUCUUAUUUAUUCCAGGCAACCAGCGACAGUUAGGACCUUUUCGAACCCCAGACUCCGUUAGUCACCGGUAUUGGUUUCGUGCUGAUCUCUCUCCUGGUGCUCUCUUUCCGCCUAAUUUUAAAUAGGUUGGAAAGAGCAGGUUUCAUAGAGAAGAUUAUAAUUCCAGUAACUUCCCCCAGUGAAGCAUUUUUCUCCUCAGUUCUUUCUCCCUAGGUGGUGAUCCCAUCUGAAGUAUGAAAAACUGGAAACCGCUUGAUGCUGUUUUCUUGAAAAAAGCAACCACGCCCCCGUUUUGGCUUAGAUUAUUUGAAGGCGUUAAUCACUAAAACACAUUGUGCAUUUUCCUUGUAAUUAUCAAAAGAUUUCAAGCCACCAGGAAGAGUGGGUCAAAAGUUUAAAAGUACACGCAUGGAACACAAACAGAUUUUUAAAAUUAGAUGCUACCGUCUAGCAAUUUUAGGGUCGUUGUAGACAAGCAAAAGAGUCGCUGUUUUGUGGGCAUUUAGUACUCGGGCUGUGACAUUUAUCCAUCCAUCCAAGAGAUCAGAUUAAUAUUGUCUGCGCUCAAAGGGAAAUCAGAAGAGUACAGGUGGGAACCUGCGGCUGCACGGCUGGUAGUCUGCCAUUGUUAUUUUCGGGUCAUAUCUGAAAAUUUCUUCUAAAAUUGGAACUGGGGGGUCUUGGAUUCACUGCAAGAAGGUGAAAACCUCUUUUCUGUUCUGCCUGCAUGGGGCCCUGGGGCCUUUCUCUUUGCUCCUCUGAUCUCCAUGUGAGAGGCUUUAAGGGCCACCAUCAAUCCUCUGGCACUGCACUGCCUGCAAGGAAAGACUAAAUUCCGAAUGGGAAGACCAGAGCGUUUGAAAAUAUCCGUUUAAAAAAGUCUUUCCUGGUUUCCCCCAGCUACUUUUCCUCAGUUCAGUGUAUUGUAUCAAAUGAGCUGUGUUGGUAUAGAAAUCUCAUUUGAAUGCUGCCCUACUUCCCUUUGCUUUUUAACUCCAGUUGUUUGUGGGCAGGAUUGAGAACACUGAAUUGAGCUGCCAACCAGACGAGCAGACUAAAUGCGACUGGAAGGGGCACUGGAAAGGCAAGGGAGGGCCAUUUCCGUUUGGAAAACGAGUGAUUUGGGCUAAAAUUAGCUUUGCGUCACCUGUAAAAAUUGGGAAUUCAAUGUUUGUUCUCCCUUCUACUUAGACUGUGAGCCCCAUGUGGGACAGGGACUGUGUCCAACCUGAUUAACUGAGAACGAUGCUUCAUACAUAGUAAGUGCUUAACGAAAUUAUUACCUGAAUGUGAAUGAUUCAGAAAAUUGGUAAUUUUAAACAGUUAUGCUGACACUUUCUGCCAUGGCCUAAAAUAGUAUGCACUGAGAGAGGAGAAGCGAAGAUGGAAAAUGCCAGUUUUCCCCCCGUCCCCGCUCAAGGGUAACACUUCAGUUAUCUAUGCAUUCUUUAUAUCUAACUCCUGACCCUAUCAACAAGUUACAUAUAUCUCUUAAUUUCUAAUUAAUCUGUUUAAUCCAGCGUAUAUUUUAUUUAUUCCAUUUAACUAAGAUAUCUGGUGUUAUGUUGAUAUAUCUUUCCUAGCUGUUACUUCUCAAGGUAUACCAUAUUAAAUACUCUCCAUGUAUUUUAUCUUGUUAAAAGGUUAUUUGCUAAUGAUUUCCAGUCACAUUUUUACUGUGGGGGGGGGGCAGGGUUGGGGAGGAGGGAGGGUUAGAAGAAAUGGCAAAAAGUGUAAAGUUUAUUCUUAUUAUAUAUUUUAAGGAAAUAUCCAUCCCAAGUCACCCUUUUAACGUGCUCCUCGGCUAACAAGUAAUGUCUAUAGUUUAAGACUUUUCCUUGUAGACCGGAGCUUCGAUUUGUAGCUUGUCUUUGUCUCUUUAAACCACUUCCUGGUCCUUCAAAAAUGAAGUAAUUUAAACCUGUUCCAACCUAGAAGCGGUUUUUUGUUUGUUUUGAAACUGCAAAUUGGGCACUUGAGAUCCUUCUUUUAAAAUGGGGAUAAGGCUAGGGGCCCUGUUGCUUGCACAUUAAAAAAAAUCCUCUUUAAAUGGUGGAGCUGAAGAGUUGCAGACUCUUCUCAUUUAAAUAAGCCUGAAUUCCUUCUUCCUUUUCUUGUGUGAUAUUCCUCUUUCAAGAUAAUGGCACAGGAGUACAAAAUGUAGACACUAACGUGAUAAAACGGACAGUCGUUUCCUUAGCCGGUAAAUAUCCAACUUUAGCAUUAAAACCUGCGGAGCUGUAUCAGAUAGGUUUGCUUUCCAUAGUACAUUCCUAAAAUGAAUGUGGUGCAGUCAGCAAAAGUAUUAUUGGAUUUAUUUCAGUAUCUGUUAAGGAGGUAAAAGAAAGACAUUCGUGUUAUCGAUUACAGGGCUAGCUGCUACCAGCUGUUCCAUAUAAGGGGGUGAAAGCAUUUUUGUUUUGGUUUCUUGUAUUUUCUAUGGUCCAUUUUUCCACAAUUAACUGUAAUCCGUUGUGAGAAUAAACUUGUUGCAUACAGUGCUGGGUUCAUUUAU
Messenger RNA from Tachyglossus aculeatus (Australian echidna), 6072 nucleotides. It is a transcript of the gene APBB2, whose product is annotated as amyloid beta precursor protein binding family B member 2. Gene Ontology annotation, cellular component: cytoplasm; nucleus. The record is from RefSeq and is a predicted model, not a curated record. Gene Ontology annotation, biological process: regulation of DNA-templated transcription. The transcript has 16 exons. Lineage: Eukaryota; Metazoa; Chordata; Mammalia; Monotremata; Tachyglossidae. Bases 147 to 2411 code for a protein of 754 amino acids. Gene Ontology annotation, molecular function: transcription factor binding; amyloid-beta binding.